This is a messenger RNA of Stegodyphus dumicola, 1695 nucleotides long. RefSeq names its product Na(+)/citrate cotransporter-like. Gene Ontology annotation, biological process: succinate transport; citrate transport; transmembrane transport. Gene Ontology annotation, cellular component: plasma membrane. NCBI's taxonomy places the organism in Eukaryota, Metazoa, Arthropoda, Arachnida, Araneae, Eresidae. The record is from RefSeq and is a predicted model, not a curated record. Gene Ontology annotation, molecular function: succinate transmembrane transporter activity; citrate transmembrane transporter activity.
ACUUAUUGACGUCAUUUGAUACAAGCUACAGGCGGAGCACAAGCCUUCGAUCGCUUAAGAAAAUGAAACCAUGGUCUGCUCAUAAAAUUAAGUUAAUUGUGUGUAUCACAGUUUCUGUCGUAUUAUUACCGCUCGCAGCAUCACCUUUCAAGGAGGCAAAAUGUGCCUAUAUCAUCCUGUUAAUGUCCGUAUUUUGGAUGCUAGAGCCAGUCCACCUAACAAUUACUGCCCUGCUGCCUGUUCUCUUAAUGCCAUUAUUCGGAAUCCUCAGUGCUUCUCAAGUUUGUGGGGAUUACAUGAAGGAGGUACUGAUGAUGUUCCUGGGAGGUUUAGCCGUAGCUGUUGCUGUAGAACACUGUAAUUUACACGAGAGGAUAGCUCUGAAAGUUUUGAUGGCAGUUGGUUCAGACACUAAAUGGUUAAUGUUCGGAUUUAUGUCGACUACAAUGUUCCUUUCUAUGUGGAUUAGUAACACAGCCACCACAGCCAUGAUGGUGCCAAUUGUUGAAGCUGUGAUGUUAGAAUUGAAAUCGAGUUUGGAAUGUGAUGAUGUAGCACCAAUUAAAACAGAAUCGAAAGUUACACAUGAAGUUUUACGCUCAGCCCUGCUUCUAAGUGUUGCAUACUCCGCAAAUUGUGGAGGAACCGGCACAAUUACUGGGACAUCACCUAAUAUGAUAUUGAAAGGAUUCCUUGAAGAAACACAUCCUGAGAGUUCUGAGAUCACUUAUGCCAGCUGGAUGCUGUACAACGUGCCGGGCAUGAUAAUAUGUGUUUUUAUUGGUUGGACAAUUCUGCAACUACUUUACGUGCCAUGCUGGUGGAAGCAAAGUGAAGACGAUCGCCAACGGAUACGGAAAGUUAUUACCUCUAGAUACAAUGAACUUGGAGCUAUUACGUUUCAUGAAGGAGCUGUUUUCUUCCUUUUCAUCGUUUUGGUGUUUCUGUGGAUUUUCAGGGAACCGAAGUUCAUGACUGGCUGGGCUGAGCAUCUAGCUUCUGAUACACGAAUCGGCGAUGCAGUCCCUGUAAUAGGGAUAUUAUUCUUUCUUUUCUUUCUACCCGCGGAACCUUGGCAGCCCCACAUUAGUCCACCGCUACUCGUCUGGUCAGCUGUGCAAAAGAAACUUCCUUGGGGUCUAGUCCUACUACUUGGAGGAGGAUAUGCUCUUGCUCAUGGUACUCAAGAGUCCGGCUUAUCUAAAUGGCUUGGUGACCAAAUGAUUCAACUAUCCUUUCUUUCUCCUCUUACAGUACUGGUAAUCCUUUGUGUAUGCACAACUGUUCUCACAGAAGUCAUCAGCAAUUCAACUGUCACAACGAUCUUGCUACCUGUUGUCAACGAGAUGGCUGUUGCCUUUCGUAUUCAUCCCCUGUAUCUGAUGUUACCUGUCACUAUAUCUUCUUCGUACGCUUUCAUGUUGCCAGUUGCUGGAGGACCUAACGCCAUAGUAUUUGAAACCGGGCAUAUGAAAACUGUUGAAAUGAUUAAACCGGGUAUAAUAAUGAAUAUUAUGUGCUGCAUCAUCCAAAUUCUCAUGAUUAAUUCCAUAGGCAGCUUCGUGUUCAAUCUUGAUACUUUUCCAGAUUGGGCUGCGAAGAAUACAUUUCAAAACAACACAUUUAAUGGAUCUUUUAGUAUAACGUAAAAUUUAAAAUAAAGCAUAUUUAUUUAAAUAAAUUAAUUCGACCCAA